CUUGUAGUAUUUAAGAAACCAGAAAGAGUAGCUUUCAUUUCACUGCACAUACGCACCAAAUACACAAUACAAAGACCCCGCCACCACCACAACUCUCUCAAUCUCUCUCAAACCAACACCACCAAACACAACCACAACACUCAAAACCCUCUGCAUAAAAGCAUUCAAAUCCAAACUCAAAACCAACCCAAACCAUUCAUUUGAAUUUGCAUUUGAUUUUCCCAUCUGUAUUUUUUCAUCGUAAAUAAACCAUGCCCAUUGUUCCUCUUCUUCUUCUCCUCUGCUUCUUCACCCACUGCACACUCUGUUUCUCUGCUUCAAAAACACAAACACUCAUUCUACCUCUCAAAACAGAGACACUUCCACAUGGGUUUGCCCCACAUUCAACAAACAAGCUCUCUUUCCACCACAACGUCACCUUAACAAUCCAACUUUCCGUAGGUUCGCCCCCACAGAAGGUUACCAUGGUCCUCGACACAGGCAGUGAGCUCUCUUGGCUCCACUGCAAGAAAGCCCCAAACUUAAACUCUGUUUUCAACCCACUCGCCUCUAAAUCUUAUUCUCCCAUACCUUGCUCUUCGCCCGUUUGCCGGACCCGAACCCGAGACUUCUCCAUACCCGUUUCCUGCGACCCCAAAAAGCUCUGCCACGCCACUCUCUCCUACGCCGAUGCUUCUUCCAUCGAAGGCAACCUCGCAUCCGAAACUUUCGGUCUCGGGCUGUCCACGCAACCCGGUACGAUAUUCGGGUGCAUGGAUUCCGGGUUCAGUUCCAACUCGGAGGAAGACGCCAAGACCACCGGGUUAAUGGGUAUGAACCGCGGGUCGUUAUCCUUCGUUACACAAAUGGGGCUCCCGAAAUUUUCGUACUGCAUAUCGGGUCGUGACUCGUCCGGUGUUCUACUUUUCGGGGAAGCGAAAUUCGCUUGGCUCCGUCCCUUGAACUACACUCCUUUGGUCCAAAUAUCCACCCCAUUGCCGUACUUCGACCGAGUCGCUUACACCGUCCAGCUCGAGGGGAUCAGAGUUUCGGGAAAAGUGUUACCGCUCCCGAAAUCGGUUUUCGUACCGGACCAUACCGGGGCGGGUCAGACAAUGGUCGACUCGGGAACCCAGUUCACGUUCCUUCUCGGUCCGGUUUACACCGCACUAAAAAACGAGUUCAUUCAGCAAACCAAACCGGUUUUGAGAGUUUUGAACGACCCGAAUUUCGUUUUCCAAGGAGCCAUGGAUUUGUGCUACCAAGUCCCUAUGAACCGGCAGAGUCUUCCCCAGCUGCCAACGGUGACCUUAAUGUUUCAGGGGGCCGAGAUGAGCGUAUCGGGCGAGAGGCUGUUGUAUCGGGUACCGGGAAUGGUGAGGGGCAGUGAUUCGGUGUACUGCUUUACAUUCGGAAACUCUGACUUGCUAGGCAUCGAGGCGUUCGUGAUUGGACAUCACCAUCAGCAAAACGUGUGGAUGGAGUUUGACUUGGAGAAGUCCAGAGUGGGAGUGGCUGAGGUUAGGUGUGAUCUUGCGAGUCAAAGACUUGGGUUGGGGGUCUAGCUGGGCCCCCCCAGCUGGCAACAUUUUUGUGGGUUUUUGGGUCACCUUGAUCAAGGGCCCACCACAUUAGCUGAGUUUGUGGGCCCAUUUGGUUCAGAAUCGUCAGAUAGUAUGUGGUCAUGUAUGGAAAAUAGGGUAAAUAUCAGGAUUAGUUUGCACUGUGUUCAGCUGUUGUUAAAAAAACUUUCUUGCAACGGGGAUAAGACUGUUUUGUCAUCCCGGUUCAUAACAUAAUGACACGUAAAAU
Molecule: messenger RNA, 1791 nt
Organism: Prunus mume (Japanese apricot)
Lineage: Eukaryota; Viridiplantae; Streptophyta; Magnoliopsida; Rosales; Rosaceae
Product: Eukaryotic aspartyl protease family protein
Biological process (GO): proteolysis
Molecular function (GO): aspartic-type endopeptidase activity
Source: RefSeq, a predicted model, not a curated record